Lathyrus sativus (Indian pea) is the source of this 378-nucleotide messenger RNA. NCBI's taxonomy places the organism in Eukaryota, Viridiplantae, Streptophyta, Magnoliopsida, Fabales, Fabaceae. The record is from the annotation of a GenBank genome assembly.
AUGAUGCAUGUGCACUUGAUAAAUAUUAACUUGUCUGGUACUAAUAUUGGAGAGUUCAUGAUGUCAAGAUACCGAGAAGUUUCCAAAAUUGUUCUUAGAUAUCUAGAGCAUCAGGAUCGACUUGUUCGCUUGAGCAUAACUUCGUUGCUACCUCGGAUUGCACAUUUUCUACGUGAUAGUUUUGUUACCAACUAUUUAAUUAUAUGCAUGAAUCAUAUUCUUUCCGUCUUGAAAAUUCCUCAAGAUUGUGAUAGUGGGUUUAUUGCUCUCGGAGAGAUGGCUUUAGCACUGGAUGGGGAACUUAGCCAUUAUUUUCCGACCAUAUGUACUCAUUUACGCGAGGCAAUUGCUCCCUGUAGGAAUAAACGUUCACUUUAG